Molecule: messenger RNA, 1509 nt
Organism: Drosophila teissieri
Lineage: Eukaryota; Metazoa; Arthropoda; Insecta; Diptera; Drosophilidae
Exons: 2
Coding region: 1-1509 (502 amino acids)
Source: RefSeq, a predicted model, not a curated record
AUGCAGCAUUCCCCCAGAAAGAGUGCCCGGCUGAUCGGAGGGGAAGCCACCCCUAUAACAACAGUGAGUCAGCAGCCAGCCAGUAGUGGAGCAGGAACUCGGACGCGGGUGAACAUCACGGCGGCGUCGAUUCCUUGCCCGGCCACUACGGUGACUACAGUAGCUUCCCAACCUAGAAGUACUGCUGUCACAGCUGCGAGUUCAGUACCGGAGGUGAACCAGCCCCUCGCGUUGGAACUCAUGGAGAGGAUCGCAGCGUUGGAGAGAGAGCUGGAGAAGGCUAAACCCCUGGAAAGUGUGAGCACCGCCAAUUGCGCGCCAAUCGCAGUUGGCCCAAGCGCAGUUGGCGCCAACAGUGGAGCGUCGGGGCGGCCGCCAUUUUGGAGCGGCCAGCCAAUACCCACAUCUAACGGAGAGGCCUUACAUAACGGGGUCGGGUCGGUGCCAUACAACGGUGACGGUGCGAGCGGUGCGGCCUGCACGCUGCCGCCAUCUUCAAGUGGACCGCCAUUGCUAACGACUAGCAACUAUUUUGUGGAGCCACUGUGUGCAACAGGCACUGCGCAGCCAGCGCAUGGACUCGUGCUACCGGGCGUGAGCAUCCACAAUGCGGCAACAGCAUUGCCACUUGUCGGAUCCUACGCCGCGACGACGCCGAGUGGAAUCCAGGGAAUGCAGCACAUGCUGCAAGAAUCUGUCGCCCAUUCCAGCGACAAGGAGACGCAAGAAGCGUCAUUUGUGGAGACCGCAGCCAGCGGUCAGAAGGCGCAAGGAGCGCCAAGCAUCCGUGGCCGCAGCCAGCGGCACGAGGCGUCAGAGACGCCAUUUUGGACGCGCAGAGGCGCCGCCAUUUUGGAGCUGGGGAAGAUGCAGCAUUCCCCCAGAAAGAGUGCCCGGCUGAUCGGAGGGGAAGCCACCCCUAUAACAACAGUGAGUCAGCAGCCAGCUAGUAGUGGAGCAGGAACUCGGACGCGGGUGAACAUCACGGCGGCGUCGAUUCCUUGCCCGGCCACUACGGUGACUACAGUAGCUUCCCAACCUAGAAGUACAGCUGUCACAGCUGCGAGUUCAGUACCGGAGGUGAACCAGCCCCUCGCGUUGGAACUCAUGGAGAGGAUCGCAGCGUUGGAGAGAGAGCUGGAGAAGGCUAGACCCCUGGAAAGUGUGAGCACCGCCAAUUGCGCGCCAAUCGCAGUUGGCCCAAGCGCAGUUGGCGCCAACAGUGGAGCGUCGGGGCGGCCGCCAUUUUGGAGCGGCCAGCCAAUACCCACAUCUAACGGAGAGGCCUUACAUAACGGGGUCGGGUCGGUGCCAUACAACGGUGACGGUGCGAGCGGUGCGGCCUGCACGCUGCCGCCAUCUUCAAGUGGACCCCCAUUGCUAACGACUAGCAACUAUUUUGUGGAGCCACUGUGUGCAACAGGCACUGCGCAGCCAACGCAUGGACUCGUGCUACCGGGCGUGAGCAUCCACAAUGCGGCAACAGCAUUGCCACUUGUCGGAUCCUAA